Messenger RNA from Colletotrichum karsti, 2814 nucleotides. RefSeq names its product major facilitator superfamily transporter. Gene Ontology annotation, molecular function: transmembrane transporter activity. The record is from RefSeq and is a predicted model, not a curated record. Bases 1 to 2814 code for a protein of 937 amino acids. Gene Ontology annotation, biological process: transmembrane transport. Lineage: Eukaryota; Fungi; Ascomycota; Sordariomycetes; Glomerellales; Glomerellaceae. The transcript has 12 exons.
AUGAGCGACAUCAAGCGGGACACAAAGUAUGCCAACGACUUCCUAGGAAGGCAUUGGGGCAGUCCGCCUAAUGAGGCACUCUCGAGCUUGGAGUUCGCCGUUUUCGUCAAAAGCAGCGCGACGUUCAAAGACAACCAACAUCUAUUCUUCUUCGGACCAUCGAACGAAGCGACCGAGUACCUGAGAAUCGUUCAGAGUACAAAUCACCAUGUCAGCCGCCGCAUAACAUGCCAUGGUCGCCUUUGCCGCCACCGAGCAGAAGCGAACAUCACUUUCCUCGCCGACAACCGCGCCAACGUCGACCGGGACAACAACGAGAUCAUGAACAUGUCAGUGGACGUGACUUUCGACAUUGUGACGGCCAGCAUCUGCGCGACUCUUAUUCUCGUCCGCUGCGGCUAUCGUCUCUUCUCGCGCUGCAGAAUACACGAUUCCUGCCACCGGACAUGGCACGCCGACGACGCAUACAUGGCUUUUGCCAUAGUGCCUCUCAUCGGCCGCACCACCUGCAUCGCCCUCUCCUUCGUUCUCAACCCGACACAUACCUUCGGGCUGCCAACAUCAGCAGAUGCCGCCGCGCAGGGUCUCACCGUCGAGCAGGUUGAGGAGAACUACAUAAUCUCACACAAACUGCUAAUCCCGUCACGGAUAUUCUAUGCCAUGUUUUUAUGGUCGCUUAAGUUGUGCUUACUCAACUUUUACUCCCGCUUCGUUGAUGUUUUUCAUUGGGGCAAGGUCGCCACCACUGCACUUUGGUGGUUCAUCGUCAUCACUUUCUUUAUUGUAUUGAUACCCACUCUCGCCGAAUGUCGACCACUAUCUCUCAUGUGGUUACCCGAUCCCAACAACCAAAAUUUCUGCCAUCGAGCUGUCGGCAACCUCGUCACCAUGGCUGUAUUUAACAUCAUUACUGAUAUCGCGCUCAUCAUUUUUCCGUUCCCAAUAUUGCGUCAUGUCAAGCUUGACGGCAAAGUAAAGGCGCAGCUCAUCCUACUAUUCAGCAUCGCCGGCCUUAUUGUUGUAAUUACCAUCAUGCGACUGCCCAUGAUACUGAACCAGGCAGUAUCACAGCGGUCCCGCUCCAUGUGGGCAUCCAUCGAGAUCCUCUGUGCUUGCAUAGUCGCAAACACCGCAUUCUUCUACGCCCUUUUGAAGGAUUACCAACGAGGUCACGACACACGCGUGACUGGCUCAGGUUACGCACGGCAGCCUGACUUUUACAUGCAAGCUAUCCCAUCACCCGACAUGAGGCGAGGCCUGUCACUCGCUUUAUUGCUUUCCGCCCUCGAGACAACCAUCGUUGCCACAACCCUGACCACCAUUGGCGCACAUUUCAAUGACUACAACAAGAUUGGAUGGGUGGUGACUGCGUAUCUGGUGACCAACAGUGGCUUCAUCUUAACUUACUCAAAACUGACCGACAUCUUCGGCCAGCGAAAUGUACUUCUUUUCGCCUUAGCUUGGUUCGCUCUUUUCUCAGGUCUUUGCGCUGCAUCUCAAUCGAUGACCCUGACGCAUCUAAUCGUCUUCCGAGCACUUCAAGGAGUUGGUGCUUCUGGCAUCUUCUCAACGGUCUUUGUCUCAGUGAUUGACAUCUGUCCUGCUCGUUGGAUAGGUCCUUAUUCGGCAGCAGUCAGCUCGAUAUUUGCAUUAGCUUCGAUCUUGGGCCCCAUCGUUGGGGGAGUAAUUAGCGAUACUGGAGAUUGGAAAUGGAUCUUCCUCCUGAAUGUUCCAGGUGCCGCCAUCGCUGGAUCUAUUCUCCUCUUCUACUUUCCUCAGGAUGACACAGAUUUCGGCAAAUCCAUCUUUCGAAGAAUCGACUUCAUCGGAUCGCUUCUAUCUAUCGGCUCUGCCGUCAUGCUGCUUUACGGCCUUCAGACCGGCGGCGCUGAACACCCAUGGAGCGACGGUAGGAUCGUGGGAACGAUCGUAGCUGGUGGUGUGAGCAUCGUCAUCUUCGUCAUUUACGAGUGGUUCAUCCAGCGUAACGCAGAAGCUGUGAUUGAGCCAGUGCUACCACUCCGUCUUUUCAAGAACCCACGGGUCACUUGCCUGUUGCUUACCGCAUUCUUCCAAGGAAGCGUUUUCUAUCCUGUUGUGAUCAACAUUCCGCAACUUAACCAAAUCGUACACCAUAACUCGGCCACGAUGGCUGGAAUCCGGCUGAUGCCGCUUCUUUUGGUGUCCUCUUUCUUCUCCAUGAUUGCAGGAAUCAUGCUGUCCAAGACAACUCGAUUUGGUUGGCAGACCAUCGCUGUUGGGUCUUGCAUAUCGCUAAUCGGCGUUGGCUUGCUCAUCGAGCUCCCGUUCGAUGAUGACGUUCUUGCCAGGACUUACGGCUAUGAAGUUGUCAUUGGCAUUGGUCUUGGUAUAGCGAUGCCGGUACUGAUGAUUCUUGGAAGGGUGGAAGUGGAAGACAGAGACAAUGCUGUGAUGAUGGGUGCUUUCAACACAAUCCGAACAAUGGGGGGUUGCAUAUCCCUCUCUGUGUGCUCUGCGAUUUUGCACAGCGAGAUGCCAGAGCGACUUAAGUCACUGCCUGAGAAUGCCGUGGAGGCAAUUCUCAGCUCGCCAACUACAGUUCUGCCUAGGAUGGAUAAGGAGAUAGCUUCAAUGGUCCGUCGAACUUACAACGAUGUGUACCGUCUCCAAUGGAUCGCGGUAACUGUUCUUGCAGUUGUGCAGGUAUUCUUCGCCUUCCCUCCUCUCUUUCUUCGAGCAAAACAUUCCGCCCCCGAGUCAGCGCCGUCGAGGAGCAUGAUGAAGAAAUCAGAGGAAAUCGAUCGAGCAAAAGUUUCCAAGGAAGAAUCAUGA